AGGUACAAGAAAGUCCUUGAUCAAGCAAAGGCUUUAACGAUCUUUAUUUAUGCUCAUCACAAGACUUUGGCAAUGAUGAGAACUUUCACAAAGAAGAGAGAUAUAGUGAGGCCCGGUGUGACUAGAUUUGCAUCUUCAUUCCUUACUUUGCAAAGUUUAGCCGAGAAGAAGAUUGAAUUAAGGGCAAUGUUUUCUAGCAAUGAAUGGGAGGCAUGUAAAUUUUCCAAUAUGGCUAAAGGGAAGGUAGCACACUCAACCGUAACGAGUAUGGGAUUUUGGCAAGGUGUAACGGCAUGUUUGAAGGUUUUUGCACCAUUGGUGAGAGUACUUCGACUUGUUGAUUGUGAUAACAAGCCAUCAAUGGGGUUUGUAUAUGGUGAGCUUAUGAGAGCAAAAGAGGAAAUCAAACAUGCUUUGUCCGAUGUCCCAAGGAACUAUAAAUCGAUUAUUGACAUUAUUGAAGAAAAAAUGAAAGAUAGGCUUGACUCUCCUCUUCAUUUGAUGGCAUAUUUGUUGAAUCCUUAUUACCAUUAUAAGGAUCCACAACUUCAUUUGGACGAAGUUGUAGGUGUUGGAGUUGUUGAUUUUUGUGAUAUUCUAUUCGUCAAUGAUUUUGACAUGCAAAAUAAGAUUUUAAGUGAAGAAUUGCCAAAAUAUAAGAAGAAGGAGGGGAUGUUUGGAAGAAGCAUCGCAAUCAAAGCAUGUGAGGUGAAUGAUGACAACUUUAAUCCCGCAAAUUGGUGGUCAACUGUUGGUACCUCAACCCCUUUAUUGAGAAGAAUAGCCAUAAAGAUUCUUUCUUUAACAUCUAGUUCUUCGGGGUGUGAAAGAAAUUGGAGCACAUUUGAAGGGAUACAUACAAAGAAGAGAAAUAGACUUGAAUCAAAUCGUCUCAACAAUUUAGUUUUUGUCCAAUUUAAUGCUACUUUGAUGAACAAGAACAAGCAAGAUAAAAAUAUUGAAAAGUUGGUUGGUAGUGAUGCAAGUUUAAUACAAGAUUGGAUUGUGGAAAAUCUUGAGAAUGAUGAGACUGAGCCGGGAUUGGAUUGCAACAAUAAUGCUAUGGAAGUGGAUGAAGCAUUACAACCCCGUAGAAGUGCUAGAUUGAGGGAUCUUGAUGAAGAUAACUUUGAAUCGGAAGGGGAAAGUGAGGAGGAAAUAAAUGAAGUGGAGUUUGAAGAUGAUGGGCAACGUGUUAUUGAGCAAUAUGGACAAGAUGAAGAAAUUGGCAAUGAUCCUAUUCAAUCAUGAUUCAUGAAUCACUUUGGAUUUCAAAACUUUAAAAUUUGGACUUGAAUGUUGAAUUUUUGUUGAAUGUUAAUUAUGUUGUAACUUGUAAGUUUAAACUUUAAACAUUGAUACUUGGAUGUUGUUUCA
Molecule: messenger RNA, 1377 nt
Organism: Ipomoea nil (Japanese morning glory)
Lineage: Eukaryota; Viridiplantae; Streptophyta; Magnoliopsida; Solanales; Convolvulaceae
Exons: 3
Coding region: 73-1251 (392 amino acids)
Molecular function (GO): protein dimerization activity
Source: RefSeq, a predicted model, not a curated record